Eimeria acervulina is the source of this 684-nucleotide messenger RNA. RefSeq lists its product as hypothetical. NCBI's taxonomy places the organism in Eukaryota, Apicomplexa, Conoidasida, Eucoccidiorida, Eimeriidae. Gene Ontology annotation, molecular function: zinc ion binding. Bases 1 to 684 code for a protein of 227 amino acids. The transcript has 3 exons. The record is from RefSeq and is a predicted model, not a curated record.
AUGCAGCUAAGAGCCCCUGUCUUCCCUGAGGCUGCACAGAGGGCAGCAGCUUUGCUGCAGCAUGUGCGAGAAGAUGAGAGAGAAGAUCCUGCUGCUGCUGCAGCAGCAGCAACAACAGCAGCAGGACCAUCAACAGCAACAGCAGCAGCAGCUGCAGCAGAAGCAGCAGCAGCAGCAGCAGAACCAACCACAUGGAGGUUCGGGCCUCAGCCUCUGCAACCUCUCAGACGCAUCAAGGAGACAGCUGCAUUAGGAGAUGCGUUAGACAGAGACAGAGAGACAAACAAACAAAUAAAACAAAGAGACGCUGAACAGCUGCCCUGCGCUCUGCCUCCUCAGUCUCUUCAGCCAGCGGCACCCCACAGCAACACAGAACGCCGCAGCUGCAUGCGCUGCUGGGUUGCUGCUGCACCCCUCUACUGCAGCAGCUGCAGCAAGUUCUUGUGCGGGGCUUGUGCUGCUAUUAUUCAUGUGUCUCCUUCAAAGGAGACACAUAAAGUAGGUACAGCAGCAAGAGCGCAGGUUGUGGAUAUUCCGCGCAGCAAAACCCUGCAGCUGCAGCAGCAGCAAAGCAGCUUCUCCUUAGCUACCAAACCCUCACAAGUUCGAGGAAUGCAGUGCCCUCGCCAUGCAAAUGAACCGGCUCGCUAUGCAUGCCUGGACUGCAAGUACAGCCUUUGCUAG